Messenger RNA from Cornus florida, 818 nucleotides. Its product is annotated as germin-like protein 8-2. Gene Ontology annotation, molecular function: manganese ion binding. Bases 37 to 684 code for a protein of 215 amino acids. The record is from RefSeq and is a predicted model, not a curated record. NCBI's taxonomy places the organism in Eukaryota, Viridiplantae, Streptophyta, Magnoliopsida, Cornales, Cornaceae. The transcript has 2 exons. Gene Ontology annotation, cellular component: cell wall.
GCUCGAUCUCUCCCUCCCUCUAGAUUGAUUGUCAUAAUGGCCUCUUAUCUUCUUUUGUUAGGCCUCUUAGCAAUAACUAGUUCCGUUGUCGUCGCAUCAGACCAGAGUCCUCUUCAAGAUUUCUGUGUCGCAGACACCGUUAGCCCAGUGAUAGUGAAUGGUAGGCCAUGCAAAGAUCCAAAACUGGUUCAAGCCAGUGAUUUCUCCCUCAGUGGACUCCAUCUGCCCCGCGACACAUCAAAUAUAUUCGGUUCAAACGUGACACUGAUCACUGCUGCAGAAAUACCUGGACUCAACACUCUCAGCAUCUCAAUGGCCCGUGUUGACUACGCACCAGGGGGCCUCAACCGUCCUCAUUACCACCCUCGCGCCACCGAGCUCUUCACGGUCCUGGAAGGUACCAUUGAGGCUGGUUUUGUGACAUCCAACCCCGACAAUCGUUUCGUCACAAAGGUGCUGCAAAAGGGUGAUGUGUUUGUGUUCCCGGUCGGUCUCAUUCACUUCCAGCGAAAUAUAGGACAUGGGAAUGCUGUUGCUAUGUCUGGUCUCAGCAGCCAAAACCCUGGGAUUGUCACCAUUGCUAAUGCAGUGUUUGGGUCUAAACCAGAUCUUCCAACUGAUGUUCUUGUCAAGGCAUUCCAAGUGGAUCGGAAUGUUAUCAAGGAUUUGCAGAUGAAAUUCUAGACAAUAAAUAGUAGAACUAGUUAUGGAAUAAAGAUAACCGCUCCACCCAACUAUGUGUGUGUUGAGUACUAUGCUAGUUUGUGAAGUUUCUCCCCAGUUCAUUAAUUUUUUUAUUAUUAAAUUUUUUUUUUUUU